UAUUGGGCAUUUGGGAGAUCUAACAAAAGCACCCUCGAAUAGUUGUGAUCCUUAAACGGAAAACCAUCGUUUUCGACGAACUGUACCUUCCAAUGGUGAAUAAGUGAAAAACAAAGGGGACCUUUUUAAAGUAAGUGCAUGCUUUUCAAAGUAGUUUUUAGAUUAUCCUAGCGCAGGACUAGCUUCUCGUUUUUGCGCCAAUUAUGGGUACUAUAUUUCAUGUGAAGGUACAGGACUGUUUUCUUAAAAAGAAAUUUGAUGCGGGGUUUGUUUUUAAUGUGAUGAAUCAGCAUUGAGAUUCAAAGACUAUCUUGAGUAUAGAAUUUGUGGACAGCGGAAAACAUAGUUUGCCGUUCUAAAUAGCCCUUGACCGGAAACUAUCCUUCCGAAAGAGAACAUUGUAAGUAUCUUUCAAAACUAUUAACUGCGCAAAACUACUGAAUGUUCAAGGGCUUUCUUUUUAUAGAUAUGUCCUACAAAACAUGGGUUCAAACAGUUUGUUUUCCUUUUUUAUAGCGAGGAAAUUCAUUCAGUUACUUUGUCUAGACGGAUGUCAUUCAUUUUUAUAGAGGAACAGUCGCGAAUGCUAUGGCUAUUUUUUGUUAAAGAACCCUUAAAAUAUCAACGUCUUCCUCUGUGGCUUAUAUUGACCAAUUUCGCUCGAUUAGUUUAAUUGGGUCCAACACCCAGACUUCCUUGUUUUGAUCAAUUCACGAAUGUCUGAGAAUGAGAGUGGACACGCAUGGGCUACGUAGUAUAAAAGCUGCGCAGGGGAAUUUUUCGUUCAUAGUUGUAUACAGGCAUACAGAAGCAAUCUGUACUGUUUGUUGUAUUGCUCUUAAAAGGGUUGUUUUUCACAGGAAACAAGUAUGGCGCCUUCAAUGUUUACUUCAGCUAUCAUCUCGUCCAUGGUAUUCCAUAGUCUAAUUUCUAUGACAUCGGUCUUGGCAUCAACUUCAACGCAAAGUUAUGCGGUUUGCCCUCAGUAUUUGAGGUCUGCAUACGGAGGCCAUGCCGCCGUUCCGUGCUGGUUGUUGGAUAAUGGCAAUUGCUAUUGCUUCUCAUUAUACAUGGAAUGUUGGUCAAACGCUAAUUACAUGUGCACUCAAGGAGGAAUGAGCCUUGUAGCCAUUGAAACAGGAGAAGAAGACAGUGUGAUCAGUCGGCAUCUUAUGAACAUACCUGAAUUGAAAGGUUAUGCGUACUGGACGGCUGGGAGGUAUAAUGAUACCGAAUGGCAAUGGUUCUCAAACAAGAAACCAAUCACUUUCGACGACCUGAAAAAUACUGAAAAAGUGAAAGACAAAGAGGCCGUAUCAAAUCGAUGCAUUCUUUUAAAUUACGUAGAAGAAGAUUAUCCUAGUGGAGGAUAUGCAUCCCGUAUCUGUGCUAGUUUUGGUUACCGUUUUGUAUGUGAAGCUACAGCACCGUCGCAAUAAUGUUUAACACGUGUUUGGAGAUUGGAUGAUCAUUAAACUCAUAAGACGCCAUGAAUUCAUACACAGCCGAUAUUGAUUAUUACUAGUGCUGCUUAAUACAGAUACCAUUUCCUGAAA
Daphnia pulex (common water flea) is the source of this 1556-nucleotide messenger RNA. RefSeq names its product C-type lectin domain family 7 member A-like. NCBI's taxonomy places the organism in Eukaryota, Metazoa, Arthropoda, Branchiopoda, Diplostraca, Daphniidae. The transcript is spliced from 6 exons. The record is from RefSeq and is a predicted model, not a curated record. The coding region runs from base 870 to 1439 and encodes 189 amino acids.